AUGAAUACAAGUACUUCUACAUCUUCGAAUUUAUUUGACAUUAAUAUAAACGAUAUUCUUGAUGAUGAACUUAAUUUAAAUUUUGAUGAAAGUAAUCCAAUAUUAACAAAUGAGGACACAAAUAUUGAAAAUGAAUUUCUUGCUUUUUUUGAUGAUGUUGGAGGACCUGAAAUGGCACCAUCUCCUAUUACUCAUCAUGAUAUUGAAUCGGAUAGUACAAUUGAAAGUGACUCUAAUUUUGAAGAGCAUUUAAAAGAAGAUUAUGAAGAAACAGAUGUCACCAAUUAUGAAAUAGUGGAUAAUACAGAUGAUAAUAAAAUAAUCGCUACAACUGAAAUUUUAGCCGAAAAUAAAAAAAAAGAUUUUCAUAAUAUUUGUUCUGUGGCAUUUUUAAAUCCAAUAACAUUAGAAAUUGAAGACUGUAAUAAACCUAGUAUGCGAAGACUUUGGAAUUUAAUUGGAAAUUGGGAAAUAAAUUCAAAUUGUGUAGUUGAGGUUAAUGGAAAUAUUGAAAGGCUUGGAGUAUAUAAAAAUAAACAACCAUCAGAGCGAAUUGUUAUUGCAAGAAAAGAUAAAAUAUGGACUUUAGCUUUAGAACUUGUUAAUUUAUUUGAUAAUUCUAAUAUUACUCAUAAAUUAUUACAAUUUUCACCUGAAUUAAAUCAAAAUGGAUAUAAUUUACUAUUUACUGCAUAUGAAAAAGAAAAAUCUCGCAUGGAAAGCCUUUUAAAACAAGAAGUAUAUCAUACUGAAUCUCGUAAUACAACUGGAAGAAGAGUUCGUGAAGUUAAUAUUUAUACUUAUACGCAAAUACAAGAGAUAUUUACUAAAAAAAUUACUAAAUCCGAAAUUAAAUUAUCAAAACUUAAUCCAACUCCGUUAUAUCAUAAUAGUAAUAAAACUGAUUCUAUUCCGAUAGCAUCACAGAGUAUUUCUAAAGAAG
Messenger RNA from Funneliformis caledonium, 943 nucleotides. The record is from the annotation of a GenBank genome assembly. Lineage: Eukaryota; Fungi; Glomeromycota; Glomeromycetes; Glomerales; Glomeraceae.